Coregonus clupeaformis (lake whitefish) is the source of this 2150-nucleotide messenger RNA. Its product is annotated as coiled-coil domain-containing protein 69-like. Gene Ontology annotation, cellular component: cytoplasm; nucleus. The record is from RefSeq and is a predicted model, not a curated record. Gene Ontology annotation, molecular function: microtubule binding. The transcript has 9 exons. NCBI's taxonomy places the organism in Eukaryota, Metazoa, Chordata, Actinopteri, Salmoniformes, Salmonidae. Bases 85 to 1008 code for a protein of 307 amino acids.
CCAGCCCAGCGAGGCGCGUUGUUCAGAAGAGUUUGUAACUCUAGACAAGGACUGGUAGGGUUGGCGAGUGGACGCGGGGCAAGCAUGGGUUGCAGACACAGCAAGAGGAAAAACAAAGCGAAAGUGGUGGAGAAAACGGUGGAGGAGCUCAACAACCAUCAAGAUGGUGGAGGUAAAGUCCCUCUGGAGGAGCUGAACGUGGGUCUAGAAACAGAGAAGCAGCCGGGUCAGUAUGCGUGGCAGCUGAAGAUCCUACGGGAGGUGCUGUCUGCCUCUGGGACCCAGGAGAGGGAGGAGCUACUAAAAGAGCCAACCCAAGGAGAGCUCUGUUCCCUGGUCCACAACAUCACUGAGAAGGUGAAGACAGAGACGGCUGCUGACCUGACUGUUCUACAUGGGGAGGCGAGCCAGAGGACCACAGAGCAGCACGAGAGACAGCUGGAAGAACUGCAGGGGAUUCACAGUGAAGAGACGACACGGCUAACAGCCACCCACCAGGCAGCUGAGAAAGUGUUGAAGGACGAGGUAGAAGAGCUGACUGCAGAGCUCCAUGUGUACAACGAGUUAAAGAAGAGAGUUGAGGAGUCUACCUUCAAGAAGGACCUGCAGCGGAACAUUCAGUCCCAUGGCAGUCCUGGGCCGUUCUGGGAGCGGGAGCAAGAGAGUCUGCUGUUUGUCAUUGAGAUGAAGAGUGAGCGUAUUCAGGAGCAGGGGAACAGACUGCUCCAGAUGCAGUCUCUGGUGGAGAAGAAUCUCUCUCUAGAAGACCAGGUCAUAAAUGUUCUACAGCAGAAUGAGGACCUGAGGGUUCGGAUCGACAACUAUCAAAGCCUUGUACAGCAGCUCUCCAAGGAGCACCAGGACCUCCAGGGGGCGUUAGACAGGCAGACAGGUCUCAGUCAGAGGCUCACCCAGGAGAAAGAGCAACUCGUGUUUAAACUGAAGCACAGAGACUCCUGUCCUACCUUCCCUUCCUUCCCCAUAGUGUCUGAGGUCUUCCCCAGCUGAUCCACCCGUGUUUAAACUGAAGCACAGAGACUCCUGUCCUUCCUUACCCAUAGUGUCUGAGGUCUUCCCCAGCUGAUCCACCCAUGUUUAAACUGAAGCACAGAGACUCGUGUCCUUCCUUACCCAUAGUAUCUGAUCCACCCAGACCGAACAGGGCAAUCAGUGACCUUUCUCUUAAUCCUGUCUAGGGUUGCAAGCAUGGAGCCUGAAUCCAGAAACUUUCCCCAAAUUCUGAAAGUAUUUUUUUCAGAAAUCCCUGCUUGGUGGAUUCCAAGAAUCAGGAAGGAAUACGUAAGGAGGGAUUCCUCCAACCUGAAAUACUUACUUUCUGAAAAAGCAGGGGAUUUUGGGAAUGUUUUGGGACUUACUUUUGCAACCCUAAUCCUACUUUUGACAACCAAAGUCCAGGUAUCUUUACAAAGGGCUAUAGUCACAUGUUUGAUGGAACAUGAUGCCAAAUUAAUGUUUUUUUAUUUGUGUUAUUGUCCAGUUUUAUACCUGCUGUGCCUUUAAAGUACCUAAUAUUUCUAUAGCAGUAUGGUGUUCAUACAACAGGACUGUUUUUUAGGGGGUGGGCAUAGCCACGGGCUGUUGGACUUAACUGACACCAGCUGUUCAACUGAGAUUCUUAUUCAACUGACAUUCUCACAGUUGUGUUACUGUUCAACUGAGAAUAUUCUAGGUGAACGUGACAGUGUUCACGUUGAUGGUUUAACUUGCAGAUGUUCAAUCGUGUGGUACAUAGCUAGUAGCUACAAAGUGUUUUGGAUCUACCUUCCUCCUGAGAAAACUAUUACGUCUGUCAAAAAAGGUUUUACGUCACUCGAUAUGGAAUAAACGUUACAGAAUAUAAUGCAGUAAUACAAUUUAAACAGUUGCUAAAGGCAACUGCUUUUGUAUUGGGAUGUGUUUAACCUUUUUGUUUCAUAGAGUAUGGAAAUAGAUUGUUAUUAACUUCUAAAGAACCAAAAGCAUUUCUGUGUUUUUAUUUUUAUAUAUUUUUUCUUCUGAUGCACUAGCACUUUUAAUCAGUAUUUUUACUAGUACUAAAUGUGAGAGGUCGUUGAAGUAGUUUUUUUGUUACUCUUGCGUUUACUCCUUUUGUUUUACAUUUUUGUUUGUUUACAUUUACAUUUUAAUCA